This is a messenger RNA of Acaulospora colombiana, 232 nucleotides long. The record is from the annotation of a GenBank genome assembly. NCBI's taxonomy places the organism in Eukaryota, Fungi, Glomeromycota, Glomeromycetes, Diversisporales, Acaulosporaceae.
CAAACACUCGUUUAUAACAAGUCCUCUUUUGCUACCGAUUAUCCUUUGUUACAGCAACCGCAAUCCGAUACAUUUCACCAAUUACGUAGAGAACACCAUCAAGCGAUGAAAAUACUAAAUUCAUCGUUUAAUCUUCACACUUGGGUGUCGACACACUCAUUAGAUUACUUAAAGGAGUAUACCGCUUUGGCAAAGUCGCUGGAAGAGGAACUCAAAGGAGGAGGAGUGCAGG